UGAGCUCAGGUGAGCUGGCUCCUCCUGUCUUGUCUCAGCAGCUGCCAGCAGGCAGAUCAUGAACCAUCGGCUCCUCCUGGGCAGGCUGUAGGACACCACAAGUCACCAAAGGACCAAGCACACCGGGCAUCAUGGGACAGUGUCGGUCAGCCAAUGCCGAGGAUGCCCAGGAAUUCAGUGACGUGGAGAGGGCCAUUGAGACCCUCAUCAAGAACUUCCACCAGUACUCGGUGGAGGGAGGGAAGGAGACGCUGACCCCCUCCGAGCUACGGGACCUGGUCACCCAGCAGCUGCCCCACCUCAUGCAGAGCAACUGUGGGCUGGAAGAGAGACUUGCCAACCUGGGCAACUGCAACGACUCGACACUGCAGUUCGGGAGCUUCUGGGAGCUGAUUGGAGAAGCAGCCAAGAGCGUGAAGCUGGAGUGUCCCACCCGGGGGAGCUGAAAAUCUUCCCCUGGAAUUGUUGGGGGGAUGUUGGGAAAAGGGGACCUUAGAGACUGGGGGCCUGGAAAUAAAACUCUUCUCUCCACCAUCAUCACUAUUCCCCAGCCCACACCUGCCUCACCUCUGCAAGGUUCAGGUGCAUAGUGGCCCUUCCAGGGUCCCUGCGCUUCAUCCUCGGGAGCUCUGUGAACCCAAUGGGUUCAGGAAGCCCCACCAGGGGGAGGCUCAGGGGGCGGGUUGGGGCCCGGGACGCUGGAGGGGUGAGGAAGGUGGAAAGGUCACGUCAUUUGGUAGUGGGGCCGGGGCAGAGAGGAGCUGGGCUAUGGGAAAUGAUUUGAUAGGGCUGGAUAUUUGGUAUUAAAAAAGGUCUCGGAGACCCUACCCCUUCUACUCUCUGCCCCAACCCUAACCAGCUGUCUGUCCAGUGCUAUGUCUUCCUGCCUUCAGCUCUGCCCCUGCCACCUCCCAGGACUGUCCUUGGGCUAGGGCAGGGGACGUGAGACAGCAGGGGGGCCGUGGGACAGGCUAAGGAGGGUGUGACCUUGGGAGUGAGAGGACCAGCUGGGUGCUUGGGCAUUUACAGAAUGAUGGUGGUUUUGUAUCAUUUGAUUAAUAAAACAAUGCAAAAAGUGAAAGA
Rhinolophus ferrumequinum (greater horseshoe bat) is the source of this 1083-nucleotide messenger RNA. RefSeq names its product S100 calcium binding protein A14 (gene S100A14). Gene Ontology annotation, biological process: positive regulation of granulocyte chemotaxis; toll-like receptor 4 signaling pathway; positive regulation of monocyte chemotaxis. Gene Ontology annotation, cellular component: perinuclear region of cytoplasm. Bases 132 to 446 code for a protein of 104 amino acids. Gene Ontology annotation, molecular function: chemokine receptor binding. The transcript is spliced from 4 exons. NCBI's taxonomy places the organism in Eukaryota, Metazoa, Chordata, Mammalia, Chiroptera, Rhinolophidae. The record is from RefSeq and is a predicted model, not a curated record.